AUGCAGUGGCUUUUUCUCAUUCUCCUGACCAGCCUUGCAACUGUGGGUAUUGUCGCGAAAGCAACAGGCCAGGAAGUGGAAAUCCUAAUCGGCGCGGGGUGCGCCUUCUCCAACUACUCGACAUUGCCGAAAGCGACUGCAAGCGAGCCUUCCUAUCGUCUACAACUUGACCCUGGGCUUGGGAAGGGCAUCUACGUGCUGUAUUUCGCGCACUUCAAUCUCCCUGAAUCCGAUGUGCUCGUACUGAGAGCUUCCGACGGUACAGAGACCAAACCACCGGUGGCAGUGCUGUCGGGAAAGAACGCAACGGGUGCAUUUUAUUCGACCGCGAUAUCUGGAAACGGAGUCGUGCUAGAGCUUUUCAAGACUCCAGUGCCUGGUCAAUCUCGCUCGACUUCGUGUCGAGGCUUCACUAUUAGUCGGUUUCUUUUUACUCCCCAAGCACUCGUAGAUGAGGCUCAACAUUUGCAAGUAGCUGUCGAGGUGCCACUAACCAACCUCACCAGCAUGACCGACACCGAUGACAACGAUCAUGUCAACAAUGAAAGUCUCUGUGGCGCGGAUGAAUCCGUUGAAGCUGCUUGUGCGCCGAAUGCUACCAACAGUGCUGAGGGAGAGAUCAUGCUGGCCAAGUCACGACCGGUGGCACGACUGUCGAUAAUCAAGGAUAACGGCAUGGUAAUCGCCUACUGCACGGGCUGGCUACUUGGUUGCGAGGGUCACUUGAUCACGAAUCAGCACUGCAUCAGCAACAACCAAGAUGCGCUCAAUACGAAGGUCGAGUUUCUUGCUCAGUCGACGAGUUGCGGAGGCGGUGAAGCUUGUGACUCUCGUGGUGCAUGUCCGGGACCCAUCGGCGUGACGUCUACAACGCUUGUGGCUGCGUCGGAAGAAUUGGACUAUGCGGUGGUUCGAAUCGGUACCAACGACACUGUCACGAAUUUGUCUGGAUUGUAUGAGAAGACGGGUGGAUAUCUACAGCUACGUGCAUCGGGAGCAGUGCUGAAGGAAAGCAUUUACAUUCCCCAGCAUCCUCUCGGCUAUGGCAAACGCAUUGCAUGGCUAUAUAAUGGUCAGCCGGGACGUGUCGAAUCGCUCACGGUCACUGAAUGCCGCGAAGGCGACGUGGGCUACUACAUCGAUACCCAAGAAGGAGCGUCAGGCUCACCGAUCCUUGCCACGAGGGACCAUACUGUCAUCGCGAUGCACCACUGCGGUGGCUGCUUGAAUGGUGCUAUCCCAGCGCAAUCGAUCAUCGAGGAUCUCGCCGCAAAAGGCGUUUUGCCGAAAUGCUCAGUCGCGAAAGCAGGGCAGCCCCAUAACGAGUAG
This is a messenger RNA of Hyaloperonospora brassicae, 1329 nucleotides long. Lineage: Eukaryota; Oomycota; Peronosporomycetes; Peronosporales; Peronosporaceae. The record is from the annotation of a GenBank genome assembly.